Messenger RNA from Caenorhabditis sp. 36 PRJEB53466, 3831 nucleotides. NCBI's taxonomy places the organism in Eukaryota, Metazoa, Nematoda, Chromadorea, Rhabditida, Rhabditidae. The record is from the annotation of a GenBank genome assembly.
AUGGAAAGCGGAGUAUUAUUCAAAGCGGCGACGGAUUACAUGUCUCUGGUGCUCCGUUUCUUGAAGGAGCGGAGGGACAUUACCGACCUGGCCGAGGAAAUGUUCAACUCUAUCGAGGGUCCGUUUUUAUAUUUAAAAAACAGUGAAUAAACCUGGCUUUAUAAAAAGAGAACUCCUGAGGAAUGCGAAGUUUUCCUAUCGAUUUUCCGGCAGUUCCCAACUCACUCGCUUCCUUUUAGAGAUUGAAAUGGAGGCGUCGUUUCCGGAACAGCAGUCGACAGGCGGCGCAACCAUCAUUGCUGCAAAAGUCGUUCUUCCGAGCUGCUCGCCAGAGAGCAGACUGGCUCUGAUUCCAGUUUAUCACCAGGCCCUCGAUAUGCUCAACAGUUAUGACAAAGUAACACCGGUGGUCGGAUUAUAACCUGCUACUUUUCUGCUCUAUUUCAGUUGCCCUCCUUCACGUGGAUGAGCGUGCGCCCUCUCUUCCAUCAAUAUCUCGAUAGCAUUCCGAAUGACACUCCCGGAGCCACACAACACCUCACUCUCCUCAUCAAGAUAUUCGACGUGAUGAGUCGUUCUUUCAAAGUUAGAGACGGUUUGCCCCCUUCUUAUAGACUUCGAUGUACAAACAAGCAGUUUCCAGACUUUUUCUCGUACCGUCACAUUUUGUCCGCUGGACGAGUCAUCACAAUCACUCUGGAAAUCAUCAAGAAUGUUGAUCGUGACGUGGCACUUCGCAAACUGGCGCUUGAGGUUCUUUCACGGAUCGUGCGCCAGUGCCCGCCAGAUUCUGCGCCCGUGAUCAGCAUUCUCAUAUCGGGAAUUCUCGGAGGACUUCUCAGAGUGACCAAGGGAUCCACAGUCAACGCAGAUCUGCUCGAAAACACCAUUGCGGUACGCUGAACUCAACAUCUUUCCCACACAAACUUCAACAAUUUCAGUUGUUUCGCGAUGCGAUCGUCUUGGUUUUUGGUGACAAAGCGGUGAAGUUCGACAGGAGCAAGCUGGAUUUGUCCACAUUUCCCGCAGAAAUGCACUCGCUUUUCGAUAGCCGCACUGCAGAAUGGGAGAAAGAGGCGGUCGCAGUCAUCAACGACUACAUUCGUGAUUUGCUGGGCAGUUACAUGAUCCAUCGAGUGAACAACGUGAAGAGGGCGGCGUGCGAGAUGCUGUGUCAGGUACAAGGAGAAUGUAGUCAAGUCUUCGGAAAUACACUUCACGGAUGUGUUCUCAGUAUGUAUACUAACUUGCGGUACGAUGAGUACGAAUGGUAUGGCUGCCACCGUUUUCGAUUUUUAUUACAAACCAUUUUUAGCUUCCAAGAGCUGGCAAUCUCUUCUCUGACACUUAUCAAAGAUCAAAAUGUCAUCGAGAGGUACUUCUACAGAGAGCUAGAGACGAUCAGCCGACGGAUGCCAGUACAAACGAGAAACGGGCACGGAGAGAGGGCACUCAACGUGCUUUCGGCAGUGUUGAGCGGACUGGGAGAAGCCGUCACAUUGAUGUGCGCAACUGAAUCGGACACGAUAGAACAAUUGCUCCGAUGCAUUGCCGACUGCGUGGUGAUCGAUAAGAAACUACUGCAGAUCACGAGCGAAGGCGUCUCCGAGACGAUUGAGAAGGAACUUCGAAAGUUCAAACUUCUGUACAAUCAAAGCCACCAAUCUGUCCGACACGUUUGUAAAGUGUUGGUGAAUCUCGGAAAGUUUGAGGUACAAAUACACAAACGGAACAUUAGAGAAUGCAAGAUUUAGGUUAUCCACAUGGUUCACAACCUAAUGAAGGAGGAGACGGCAAGCAGAAGAGCCACCUACCAUCUGCUUCUUGCUUACAUGCUGUCAGCAAUGGAGCGGAACGAGUCGUCGGCAGACGAACCGAUCAUUCUGAUGCUUGCCGAGUACCUCGUUCACGAUACGAACAGAGCAUGCGUCUACUAUCUGAAAGAAGAUGAAAAUCCAUACGGACAGGACUUUGACAAUGAUUGGAGCACGUGCAUCGAAUGUCUCAGCUGCACAAAUGUCGCUCUGUGCAUGAAGUUUGUCGGUGGAGCAGCCAACAGAUCUCAUGUAAACAUUAUUGAAAAGAUAACGACUGAAAAAGAGCAUUUCAGAUUACUAUCAACAGUCUGUGCACCAUCUUGAACCAAACCAACUCCAGAACUUGGGUCGUCGCGGAAUCCGCUCAGUUUGCUUUGAUGGUAUUGGCUGAUGUGAGCGGAGCGCCACUUCAGAAAUUUUAUUGAAGUUUUAUAAUUUCAGAAUGAAAAAGAAGUUAUGAUCAACGUGCACGAAAUGCUUCGAGUGUACAGUAGUUACAUCCUUAACACGGUCUCCCUCGCGUGCGCCUCUUCCGAAGACUAUCACUUGGCUCCUCUGCUGUUGAAUGCGUACUUGCGAUACGCGGAAAUUGACGAUCAAUUCGAGCAAUGCCGAAUAAUUGUGGAGAAAAUGCUGUACGCGUUGGAUAGCAAUGAACAGGUAAGACAGUUUGGUAGAAAGCGUCCUUCAUAACCCGUUUCACUAUUUCAGAAGUACACAAUAUCGCUUCUUCAAGCUAUUCGCACUUUUAUGCUCGCUCUCAACAAACAGUACGCUGACCACCAGCCGAUUGUACCUCCAGAAGACUCGGAAGACCAGAAGUACAUGCCAACUCCGCAGCACAUUCUCACAGAAAAGAUUCUUCUCCGCACGAAGCACAUGCUCACGUCGCCCCAUUUGCCAGUCAGAUUGACUACGCUGGCGAUUUUGAGAGAAUGCCUCGUACUUGUGCAGUACUACGACGACGCGCUUUUGCCGAUGAUCCAUCAGAAUUGGUACGGAAUAAUGACGAUCGUGAAGGAGAAGGAGCCAACCUCUUUGACGUCCGCAUACGAGCUGAUCAUCGAAAUGGCCGAAAAGUCUGGAACAUUUGUUCACGGAAAAGUGCUGAACGAGUUUUGGCCGGAAGUGGAAGGAUACCUGAUCAGAUGCCUCAAAAAAGAGUACGUUAGCCCUAGACCACUUUAUUUAUGAAUUUUCUGUUCCAGAAACGACGUCCAUACUGCAGACUACCGAUUAGUCGUGAAAGUAAUCGAUAGGCUGCCAGAUCUGAUCGCACAUUCUGGAAUCACGAAGCAGGAAGCGGACAGGACGGCCUUUAAGUUCCUGAACGCCGCCAUUGAAGAUCAGAGAACCUUCACAUCAUUCAGCCAAACUCAAAAAACAAAAAUCGAACAGUAUUUCAAAGAUCUCGUGUCAGCCGGUGAUAAAUAAUUGAUUGGUGAUAAUUGGAAUAAAUAUAAUGCAUUUGAACUUGCACACUUCUUAAAUGGAAAGGUUUUUCUCCUCUAUGCUUUCUUAUUUUUGCCAUGGUUCGCUUUCGCUGACCUGAAAUAUUUAGAUGCAAGUUCUGCCGUAUAAAUUCGAGGGCGAAGUUGUUCGUGGCUUCGGAAGAGGCGGAAAAGAGCUCGGAUGUCCGACUGCCAACAUGGACGACACGGUUGUGAACGGCCUUCCGGAGAAGCUCGCAGUCGGCGUCUACUUUGGAACGGCGACGUUAGACGGAAAGACGUACAGUAUGGCGAUGAGCAUCGGAUGGAAUCCACAAUAUCAAAACGAAAAAAAGACGAUGGAAGUGCAUUUGAUCGACUAUUCCGGCGGAGAUUUCUACGGACGGCGAUUAAACGGAGUCAUUCUUGGGUUCAUCCGCGAAAUGAAAAGCUUUUCUUCGCUUGGUAAGCGACUUCACGUUUUUUCAAUUCUCAUUUCAAUUUUAGAUGAACUGAAAGAAGCGAUUGCCAAAGAUAUCGAAGUGGCGAAACGUGGAACUUGUGAGAAGUUUGGAAAACUUUGA